Messenger RNA from Puntigrus tetrazona (Sumatra barb), 2455 nucleotides. It is a transcript of the gene homer2, whose product is annotated as homer scaffold protein 2. Bases 603 to 1460 code for a protein of 285 amino acids. Gene Ontology annotation, biological process: G protein-coupled glutamate receptor signaling pathway; regulation of store-operated calcium entry. Lineage: Eukaryota; Metazoa; Chordata; Actinopteri; Cypriniformes; Cyprinidae. The transcript is spliced from 10 exons. Gene Ontology annotation, molecular function: G protein-coupled glutamate receptor binding. The record is from RefSeq and is a predicted model, not a curated record. Gene Ontology annotation, cellular component: dendrite; plasma membrane; postsynaptic density.
GAGAGAGAGAGCGAGAGAGGGAGUGUGUGUGUGUGUGUGUGUGGGCUGAUCCGCGGCGCGUCGCUGCUGAAGCGCGUCUGACCGUCUCUCAGUUUGGAUUCAUGAUCAUCGGCUGCGGACUGAACUCCGCACGGACGCGUUUCACUGUUCCAGCCUGGAAAUAUUAAUAAAGAUCCGCCAGCUCGAGCUGAAGUUAGUUUGUCGCGGGAUAUCAGAUUUCUGUAGGAAAUAUUCUGCGCUGGAACUGAUGCGGGAGAUUUCUGAGUCUCUGUAACUAAAGACGCUUCACGGAUCCGCCAGAGAGCAGCGCGAUGGGACCUGUGACCGCGAGGAACAGCCUCUAUCUGCUGUUUGGUGAUAAAGCGCUGGAUUAAAGCCUGAAGUGCUGCUGAUGAGCCGGGCUCAGCUGAACGAGGGAGCAGCCGAUCUUCACCACCAGAGCUCAUGUCUUCCAGAUUGAUCCCACCACUAAGAAGAACUGGGUUCCCGCCAGUAAACAGGCCGUUACCGUCUCGUACUUCUAUGACAGCACACGCAACAGCUACCGCAUCAUCAGUGUGGACGGGUCAAAGGUGAUCAUUAACAGCACAAUCACCCCCAAUAUGAACUUCACUAAAACAUCGCAGAAGUUUGGCCAGUGGGCUGACAGUCGUGCAAACACAGUGUUUGGACUCGGCUUCGCCUCUGAACAGCAGCUGUCAAAGUUUGCUGAGAAGUUUCAGGAAGUCAAAGAAGCUGCGAAACUGGCCAGAGAAAAAUCUCAGGAGAAGAUGGAGACGUCCAGCGAUCAGUCGCAGGAAUCUGGCCGUGAAACUCCAUCAGGCAAUCAAGCAUCCAGCAUCAAUGGAACAGACGAUGAGAAAAUCUCACACGUGCCGGACACCACAGCGCUGAAGAGUGAGAACGACCGGCUGAAGUCUGUAGCGGAGCAGAGUAAGAAGCUGGAGACGGAGCUGCAGGCUCUGAAGGACAGCAACGCUCGACUGAUGGACACACUGCAGGAGGCCAACAGCAGCGCAGAGAGCUGGAAGAGCAAAGUGACGCAGAGCCAGGACGAGAACAACCAGCUGAGGAACAAGAUCUCGGAGCUGGAGGUUCAGUGCAAGGAGGUAAAUCUGGAGAAAGAAAGAAACACUCAGCUGAGUCUCAGAAUUCAAGAACUGGAAGCAGAUCUGCAGGAAAAAGAACAGGAGCUGGAGGAUCUGCGCAAACAGGCAGAAACCAUCCCACAGCUUAUGGCCAAAUGUGAAAGUGUCUCGGUCAAACUACAGGCUGCAGAAACGGCCAACAGGGACCUGAGUGAGAAGAUGACACUCCUGCAGAGCGAGAUCGACGACAGCGAGCAGAAACAGAAGAACAUGAAGAGCGAGCUCAAGAAGUUCAUGGACGUUCUGGACGGGAAGAUUGAUGAGCUCCAUGAAGUUCGUCAGGGCAUUUCUAAACUGGGCGUCGAUAACUGAACACACACACACACACACACACACACCCCUCUCUCUCACACUCAUACUCACAUACACUCUCUCUCUCUCUCUCUCUCUCUCUCUCUCUCUCUCUCUCUCUCUUUCUUUCACUGGGCUCCUGUCCCGUGUGUGUUUGUGAUCUUUUGACUGAUGGUUAAGGGCUACUGAUGGUCAGCGAGGAGCUUCUCUCUCUCUCUCUCUCACACACACACACACACACACACACACACACAGACUGAAAGGUAAAUUUAACCGCUGCAGAUCUCAGGGCCGUUCAGAUUGCUGAUAUGCACAAACACAGGUGAACUGCAGAAUCACUAAGUGCCUGAUGGUGGCGCUCUCUCUCCGCCAGCCCUCAUAAACUCUUCUGACAAUCGUCCUGUUUAACGCAAGGCGUCGAGCGGCUCCUCAUGCAAUACCCGCCUCAGGCUGCAGGACGCACUUCUCUUCUUCUUCUUCUUCUUCUUCUGCUUCUUCUGUUGGUUUGUUUUGUGUUUUUGAGAGUCACAUUCAGAUUAUUCUUAUUCUGAUUGCUGAAAAUAUGAGCCAAAUAUCUGCUGUGAUGAAGGCAGUUUGCUUGUUCGGUGCAGAUGUGUGUGUCGUGCUCAGCAGUGUUUGUGAUGUGCUCCUCCGCUUGUGUGUGCGUGCGUGUGUGUGUGUGUGUGUGUGUGUGACGUUUGGUAGAUGGGAUAAUUUAUACGUGUGCUUUUUUUAGAAUAAUCUCUGCCUUUCCUGAGUCUGUGAUCAGAGUGCUUGAGCUUCCAAACUCUCUCCUCAGUUCCUUUCAGUUGUUGUUUUCUUGAUGCUGUUUGAAUGCUGUGGAUGGUGUAUUAUGUGUUUAAUGUGGGCAAUUGUCUUGAACACCCUCUAAAACACACACACACACACACACCUUACUGAAACUUGAGCCUUUUUUCCCUCUUUCUGGAAAGAAAAACUUUUGUUGAUCAAAAUUGUAAAAUAAAAAAUUGUGGAAAUCUAGUUUCUGAAGGAGA